ACAGUUUAACUUCUUUUCUUUUGCAGGCUUGACCCUGUGGGACCGUGAAGACCUGAUGAAGGAUGUUGCAGAACGACCACAAAACUAUAAUGAAUUUGAGAUAGUUGCCUCUGAAUCAAUUGAGGAUAAAUCCUCUGCACUUGAUGUUAAAGCAUCACUGAAGGCAAGUUUCUUGUGUGGACUCAUUCAGGUAGAUGGAUCAGCGAAAUACCUGAACGACAGUAAGACUUCCAAAAACCAAGCCAGAGUAACACUGAAGUACAGAGCAACUACAAAGGUCCGGGAACUGUCGAUGAAUCAUCUUGGAAGAGGAAAUGUGAAACAUCCUUAUGUUUUUGACAAAGGAAUAGCAACACACGUAGUCACAGCGAUUCUUUAUGGGGCACAAGCCUUCUUCGUUUUUGACCGAGAGGUUUCUCAAAAAGAAGAUCAACAAGACAUUGAGGGAAACUUGAAGUUAGACAUCAAGAAAAUACCUUCCCUUUCUAUAGAGGGUGAUGGUUCACUGAAAAUGGAAGAAAAGGAAAAAGUUAGUGUUGAGAAGCUCUCCUGUAGUUUCUUUGGAGACUUUUCCCUUCAGAAAAUGCCAACAUCGUUUCAGGAAGCAGUGCAAGUCUACCAAAGUCUGCCUAAACUGCUGGGACCCAAUGGAGAAAACGCAGUACCAAUGAAGGUCUGGCUGCUGCCUCUGACAACUUUAGAUUCUUCUGCUGCUAAACUUGUACGUCAGAUAAGUAUAACACUAGUACAAGACUCACAGAAUGUCCUGGAGGACCUCAAUGAGCUGGAAAUGAGGUGUAACGAGGCACUGAGAACCACCACAGCAAAGCAGUUCCCACAGAUCAGCAAAAAGAUGAAAACUUUUAAAGGGAUGAUCUCUGGAUUCAAGCUAGAAUUCCAACAAACAUUGGCAAAGAAACUUCCAUCAAUCCGAGGAGGAGGAGAAGAGGAGGCUGUGCUCGCAGAUGUCCUGAGGAAAAUACACUCUUCUCCAUUCAACAACAAAAACCUGACUGAGUGGAUGGAUUGUAAAGAGAGAGAGAUCUGUCUUUUAAAGUCUUUUAACAACAUGAUAAAGAACACCAAGACUGUUCCAUCCCAAAAUAUUGAUCAGGAAAUUUUCAGUUCAGAAUAUGCUGUGUGUUUUGUUUUCACCUCACUGGGAAAAGAUGAACCGUACCUCUCAGCUUUGUCAAACUACUUAAGACAAACACCCAAACCAGAAAACACUCAAGAUCCACAUACUCUGGAUGUAGAGAAGGAACAAUGGUAUCUUUCCCAUGAAGUGACAGAUUCAAUGAGGGAAAAAGCAAAGCUCUUCAGUGACUUUGCAGAGGCCAACCAGGAGAACAAGAACAUUAAGUUCUUGACAGUUGGAAUAACAAAUGAGACACAGAAAGGUUCGAGCAUCUACCUUUAUAAAGGGGGCUUUUCUGUCACUGAGAACUUUGAGCCACCUUCAAAGCCUGAAACAGUCACAGUAAGAGACGUAAACCACAACAGUGUAACACUGAAGAUUGAUCCACCAAAGUUUGGAUCAGAGAGCAUCACCUCCUACUCUGUUGAGUACUGUGUCAGUGGAGAGGAAGGAUGGAAACAACAGACAGCAUCAAAACCUGAAGAGGUCACAGUGGGUGAUCUGAGUCCAAACACAGAGUAUAAGAUCAGGUGCAGAGCAGUGACCUCUGUAGGUGUUGGACCAGCCAAUCAUGUCAGUGGUUCCAUUAAAACCUUACCCUGCAGCCCUCCUGGAAAACUUCAAAUUGAAUCAAACUCAAGUGAGAUAUCAGUGAGCUGGAAGAAACCGGCUGAGCUUGGACGAGACGUCCACAUUUUGAGCUACAUCGUGGAGUACGCCAAAACAAACAAGAGAACAGACGAAGAGGAGGAUCUCCAGUGGAAGCAAAUGAUAACAAGAGCUGAGAAGAUGAUCAUUUCAGGGCUUCAGUCAGCGACAGAAUAUGUUGUCAGGGUCAGAUGUGAUUGUGGUGCAGCUGGCAGAAGCAAGGAGAGCAUCACUGUGAAAAUCUGCACUAGUAGACGUGAAUUUGCGAGUCUUACAGAGUACCUCAAAAACAUUAGCAAAAGGAAACUCUCUGCAUCACCCUCAGUUUACAAACUGCCUCUGGAAAAAGAAGACAUUGACAUAGAUGGAUGUCGGAGGUUUAACUUGGGCAAAGAAAGCAUGAGACAAAAUCCCACAAUAAUGCUUGUAGGAGCGACCGGAUCAGGAAAGUCCACUCUGAUCAAUGGAAUGAUCAACUACAUUGUUGGAGUGAACUGGGAGGAUGACUUCCGAUUUAACUUAAUUGAAGAGGAUGAGUCCAGAUCACAAACUGAAAGCCAGACUUCUGAAGUCACUGUGUACAAAAUCAACCACCAGGAAGGGUUCAAAGUUCCUUUCUCUUUGACUAUAGUCGACACUCCAGGGUUUGGGGAUACAAGAGGAGUUGGGCGAGACAGGGAGAUCACAGACCAAAUUCGGAGACUUUUCACCUCUGACAAUGGAGUUUGGGGGAUUGAUGCAGUGUGUUUUGUUACUCAGGCCUGUCUCGCACGACUUACAGCAACACAACGAUAUGUGUUUGACUCAGUUCUCUCCAUUUUUGGAAAAGAUGUGGCAGAGAAUAUUCAGAUGCUGGUGACUUUUGCAGAUGGCAAGCAGCCCCCCGUUCUUGAGGCUAUAAAUGUGUCAGGGGUCCCAUGUCCAAAAAAUGACAUAGGGCUUCCAGUUCACUUCAAGUUCAACAACUCUGCAUUAUUUGCAGACAACAGAUCCAUCAGUGACAGGGCCUGUGAUGAGGAUUCUGAUGAUUAUGGCAACUUUGAUGAAAUGUUUUGGAACAUGGGUACCAAACGUAUGGAGAAGUUCUUCAAUGCAUUGGUUAAAAUGUCAACUAAAAGCCUGCUGAUGAGAUGAGAUGAUGAGAUGAGAUGAGAUUCAACUUUAUUGUCAUUA
Labrus bergylta (ballan wrasse) is the source of this 2959-nucleotide messenger RNA. Lineage: Eukaryota; Metazoa; Chordata; Actinopteri; Labriformes; Labridae. The record is from RefSeq and is a predicted model, not a curated record.